AUGACAUCAAACAACCAGCCACAUCCAUCAGAGGAUUCAACCCCACCUAUUGAACACUCUUCAUCCCCAAGUCCAACACCCAACAAUCCUGAUGGUAACAAAGACACACCAGACCGGCGACCAUCACCCCUCUCAUUCCUGCGCAGCCUGAAGGAUGGAGACCCUCUUGGGUUAUACGAUAACUCAGAUCACUCAGACAAUGGAAUAGAUCUUAAUAGCCUGCGACUGGCGUUUGAAGCACUUGAAGACGAACAGGAGGAUGACGGGUCUGAACUUGGUUCUACUGACAAUGAAACUGUGGACAAUCUGCAUGAUGAGCCUGGCGCAUGGUAUCCCUUUAAAAGAAAAGAAGUGAGUGUUGUUGCCCCCCUGUUUCACAUUGAGGAAAAAGGCUUGUGCCUAACCUACUUAAUAGCAUGUGGCCGGACUCCUCAUCAUUGGCAAUCCCCAAAAUCUUCUUUUGCAGGCCAACUACCAUCUAAUACGAGCAAUUAUGAAGAUCUGCGACCUCAACCUUCUACACUGGAACUCAUUGAGUGA
Messenger RNA from Melampsora larici-populina 98AG31, 540 nucleotides. RefSeq lists its product as uncharacterized. The coding region runs from base 1 to 540 and encodes 179 amino acids. The transcript is spliced from 2 exons. The record is from RefSeq and is a predicted model, not a curated record. Lineage: Eukaryota; Fungi; Basidiomycota; Pucciniomycetes; Pucciniales; Melampsoraceae.